This is a messenger RNA of Eruca vesicaria subsp. sativa (arugula), 762 nucleotides long. The record is from the annotation of a GenBank genome assembly. Lineage: Eukaryota; Viridiplantae; Streptophyta; Magnoliopsida; Brassicales; Brassicaceae.
GGGUAGGGAAAACAUCUUUGAUGAAUCAAUAUGUUAAUAAAAAGUUUAGCAACCAUUGGAGCUGACUUCUUGACUAAGGAAGUACAGUUUGAAGAUCGGCUUUUCACUUUACAGAUCUGGGACACAGCUGGACAAGAAAGGUUUCAGAGCCUUGGUGUAGCUUUUUACCGGGGUGCUGAUUGCUGUGUUCUUGUGUAUGAUGUCAACUCCAUGAAGUCAUUUGACAAUCUCAACAACUGGAGAGAAGAGUUUCUCAUCCAGGCGAGUCCAUCAGAUCCAGAGAAUUUUCCCUUUGUUCUUAUUGGAAACAAGGUCGACGUUGAUGGUGGAAACAGCAGAGUGGUUUCAGAGAAGAAGGCUAAAGCUUGGUGUGCUUCAAAGGGAAACAUUCCCUACUUUGAGACUUCUGCUAAGGAAGGCACCAAUGUGGAAGAAGCUUUCCAAUGCAUUGCCAAGAACGCUCUGAAGAGCGGAGAAGAGGAAGAGCUGUACUUACCAGACACAAUCGAUGUCGGGACAAGCAAUCAACAGCGGUCUACAGGGUGUGAAUGCUAAGGGAUUUUGAUUAUCUCUCCCCAGAAGAAUGCUUUUGAGUUCAACUUGUCUCUCUUCCCAGUACCUCUUUUCUUCACCAGUUUAUCUCUCUAAAAGAUAUUAUAUAUUACAUUGCUGUACAUUUGUUCUGUUGUGGGUAAAAGAACCCUUCAAAACGAUUUAACUUUGUUCAAUAAGGUAUAUUAUGGUUAGAAAAACUUUAUUAAU